Molecule: messenger RNA, 1335 nt
Organism: Staurois parvus
Lineage: Eukaryota; Metazoa; Chordata; Amphibia; Anura; Ranidae
Source: the annotation of a GenBank genome assembly
AUGGCGGCUCGCUGUUCCUUGCGCUGGUGCGCAGUGGCAGUGUCCGGGGUGAGGGGACAGCUGCUGCCGGGAGUACACCGAUGGACCCGAACCGAGGCAGCCCAGCUAUUGGCUCUGCGGGUAGUGGGGGCCCAAGUCCUCGCAGGAGGUCAUGUCUCCCAAUUUCACACAAGUUCAUCCGCGUGCAACAAAACCGACUUCUACCAGGUGUUGGGGGUCCCCAGAAAUGCGAGCCAGAAAGAAAUAAAGAAGGCCUAUUACCAGCUGGCCAAAAAAUACCAUCCUGACACCAACAAAGAAGAUCCUCAGGCCAAGGAGAAGUUCUCUCAGUUGGCUGAAGCUUAUGAGGUUCUAAGUGAUGAAAUGAAACGCAAGCAAUAUGAUGCAUACGGCACUGCUGAUUUUGCAGCAGGUGCCGGCAGAGGUGGACAGCAGUACUGGAAGGGCGGCCCUACCGUAGAUCCAGAGGAACUUUUCCGCAAGAUCUUUGGGGAGUUUAGUGGCAGCUCUCCAUUUGGAGACUUCAACAAUAUUUUUGAUCAGCCCCAGGAGUACUUCAUGGACCUCACCUUUAUCCAGGCAGCCAAGGGAGUCAACAAGGAGAUUUCAGUUAAUGUCAAAGAUACAUGUCCGAGGUGCAAUGGAAAAGGAAAUGAGCCUGGCACGAAACUUAAUCACUGCCACUAUUGCAAUGGCACCGGCAUGGAGACGAUUAACACCGGGCCCUUUGUCAUGAGGUCAACAUGUCGACGAUGUGGUGGAAAGGGGACUACAAUGACAAAUCCUUGUCUGUCCUGCCGGGGUAGUGGGGAGACCAAACAGAAGAGGACUUUGACUGUGCCGGUUCCUGCAGGUGUGGAGGAUGGGCAGAGUGUUCGAAUGCUAGUGGGAAGGAAAGAGGUUUUCAUCACAUUUCGGGUGCAAAAAAGUCCAAUCUUCAGACGGGACGGAGCAGACCUCCACUCAGACUUGUCUGUUUCCAUCGCUCAAGCUGUCCUCGGAGGCACUACCAGAGCACAAGGCCUUUAUGAACCCAUCAUUGUUGAUAUCGCACCUGGUUCGCAGCCAGAUCAGAGAGUUAGAUUCAACGGCAAAGGCAUAAAAAAAGUGAAUAGUCCUGGCUUUGGAGAUCACUAUUUUCACAUUAAGAUAAAGGUUCCAAGAAAUCUGUCAGACAGACAGCGGGCACUGAUGUUGAGCUUUGCUGAGGAAGAGACAGACGUGGAGGGCACGGUGAAUGGCAUUUCCAACACAACAGCAGGUAAAGAGAAACUAUACAAACUCAGCAGAAUAUUGAUGAUACACGGAAUCUCGAGACGGAAUGGAAUGUUUUAA